AUGGACUUGCAUGUUGGCGAUAGCCAGGGAAGGCAGCUCGACCAGUUUCAGGACCUGCAGGGAUCGAAGUGUGGUCUUGGUGGCUACUUGAAAGCGCGCGCAAAUGAUCCAUCUGAUUCGGAGGAUGAAACAAGUUACAAUCCGUGUAUGAACGGUUUCGCAGUUAAUUCAAUUAGUGUGGCAAGUUAA
Patella vulgata (common limpet) is the source of this 189-nucleotide messenger RNA. RefSeq lists its product as uncharacterized. Lineage: Eukaryota; Metazoa; Mollusca; Gastropoda; Patellidae. Bases 1 to 189 code for a protein of 62 amino acids. The record is from RefSeq and is a predicted model, not a curated record. The transcript is spliced from 3 exons.